GAUAUUGGCAGAGCCAAUCUGUUGGCUAAUCUAGACAAUCAAGACUACCUUCUUUCAGGAGCUGCUGCAUUAGAGCAGCUUGUGCAACAGCGAAAAUGUAAUUUUUUGCACACCUUACCCCUGCAAUGGUAGUGGCUGUACAAUGUAAACUCUUCAGAGACCUUGUGAAUGCGUUAUUGAUUGGAGCAAGUCCACAAGUCCAAAUAAUUCAAAAGAACCUUCCCAAUCGAUUAGAUGAUUUAAAAUAUCAGGUGAAAGCGACUAGAACUCUAGAGGGCAAUAAGAAUGAGCAUGAAAUGAUACUAUCCCAAUGUCAAGUACUGAUGGGGAAACUAGCAAAAUUUGAGCUCGAUCUAGAUAUUCACAUUUAUACACACAACCAAGUAAAACAAGAAGAGUCUGUUGGUGACAAGACGGGUGCAUUUAGUGUUGUUACCAAGGUCAUUUUGCCAGACAAAACAGAAGCUGCUCUAAAGACGAUACUAAAGCCUAUUACAAUCACAAAUGCAGAUGAUUUUGUGAAAGAAUUUUGCAACUUCGGGUACUUUACAUUAGCAGAAGUAUAAAGAAAAGUAAUUGAGUAGAUGUUUCUUUAUUUACA
This is a messenger RNA of Corticium candelabrum, 601 nucleotides long. RefSeq lists its product as uncharacterized. The transcript has a single exon. Bases 126 to 566 code for a protein of 146 amino acids. NCBI's taxonomy places the organism in Eukaryota, Metazoa, Porifera, Homoscleromorpha, Homosclerophorida, Plakinidae. The record is from RefSeq and is a predicted model, not a curated record.